Messenger RNA from Suhomyces tanzawaensis NRRL Y-17324, 684 nucleotides. RefSeq lists its product as uncharacterized. The record is from RefSeq and is a predicted model, not a curated record. NCBI's taxonomy places the organism in Eukaryota, Fungi, Ascomycota, Pichiomycetes, Serinales, Debaryomycetaceae. The coding region runs from base 1 to 684 and encodes 227 amino acids. The transcript is spliced from 2 exons. Gene Ontology annotation, biological process: spliceosomal snRNP assembly.
AUGGACGACUUGGAGCGUGGAUAUGGCCAGGUACAGGCACUUCCGGUAUCGGAGGAAGGGUCGCCUGUUCAGGAGUAUUUGCGAGAGGUAAGACGCCAGGCGGAGCAGGAGCAGUCGGUGUUCUACAGAGCGAAGCGAUCAAGAGAGGACGACGACGAGGAGGAGGACGGGCCAGAGCGUGGCGCGGGCGACCAGGAAGAGAUAGAAGACUCAGUAGCGUCGCAAUGGGCCCACAACGUCGUCCAUACCUUCACCAGCCUCAAGCUGGUGAUCGUGCCCGACCGCCAGACGACUCCUCCAUCGCCCUACGUCCCCGAAACAGCCAACCAGUGGCGCAAGUACGUGCUCGAUACCAGUCCUCCCCAAUUGGCGUACUUCUACACCGCCAUUGACCGUCCCACCGUGUUCAAGUUGGUGGUGUACUUCACCAAGUGGCUCAGUCUUUCUGCCAACGCCAACUUGUCACAGUGGGUCUGGAUGGUGCUCCUCCGCAUCGACAGCUCCAUGGACGCCAGCGAGUUGGCGGUGAUCCGAGACUUGGGCAAGAAGGCUGGCAAGCUCUGUUCCCGUGCCAAUACCGAGAAUACUGACCCAGUGGCUCGUGGAACCCUUGAUAUGAUUGUGGUGGUAGUGGCCCACUACUAUGGGCAGAGAGACUUGUUGGGUACGGGGUUGAUAGUGUAG